Molecule: messenger RNA, 4095 nt
Organism: Nematostella vectensis (starlet sea anemone)
Lineage: Eukaryota; Metazoa; Cnidaria; Anthozoa; Actiniaria; Edwardsiidae
Product: U3 small nucleolar RNA-associated protein 4 homolog
Exons: 18
Coding region: 122-3421 (1099 amino acids)
Biological process (GO): maturation of SSU-rRNA from tricistronic rRNA transcript (SSU-rRNA, 5.8S rRNA, LSU-rRNA)
Cellular component (GO): 90S preribosome; small-subunit processome; t-UTP complex
Molecular function (GO): protein binding; RNA binding
Source: RefSeq, a predicted model, not a curated record
AGAUACUGGGAGCACACGUGCGUUCACCAAAAUGGCCGUCUUGACCGCGACAACGUAAAACAGAGAAAAGAGUUGUUUUUAGCGUUUAUAUGCAAACCUGAAGAUAUUCUCUUAUAUCAAGAUGAAGUGGAAGGUUCACAGAGUGCGAUUUGUGGAGUAUAACCCUAAGGCGAUUCACUGUUUGGCACUGGAAGAUGUUGCCGAUGGCGUACCAAAGCUGGCUGUCUCGAGAGCUGACAGCAGCAUUGAGAUCUGGAGUAUUGACGAUGACUGGUACCAAUCUCUAAUCAUUCCUGGGUCCAAGUGCUCGUCAGUGGAAUCAUUGGUUUGGUGUGGAAGCCGUCUUUUUACAGCUGGUCUUCAUGGGGAAAUAACUGAGUGGGAUUUAAACAAGCUUGUUCCUAAGCUGUCUGUUGACUCAUUUGGCGGGGCAGUGUGGAGCCUUAGUAUCAACCAUUCAAGGACAGUUUUGGCAGCUGGGUGUGAGGAUGGAUGCACUAGGCUGUUCAGUAUAUCUGAUGAUGAUCUUGUAUUCACAAAGGCUCUUGACAGUCAGGAAGGCAGGAUCCUUUCUCUGUCGUGGCAUGUGAGUGACAAUUUUCUAGUGACAGGCAGCUCAGAUAGCAUGGUCAAGGUGUAUGACCUGUCGACAGGAAGAUGCACCUUGCGCCUCACAAUGGAAGAGUUCACAUCCCGGUGCACCUUGAUUUGGGGUGUUUAUAUCACGAGCAAUUUCACUAUUAUCACUGGAGACUCGCUGGGAAACACACAGUUCUGGGAUGGGAAUCAAGGCACUCUUUUACAGAGUUACAACACCCACAAGGCUGAUGUGCUCUCUAUUUGCGUAAAUGAGGCACAAGAUACAGUGUUCUCUUCAGGUGUUGACAGCAAAGUUGUCCAGUUUAAACUAACAGCCACUAAGGGUGAGAACAAGGAAUGGACCAAGGCCUCAGUAAGCAGGCCUCACUCCCAUGAUAUCCGAGCACUUGUUAUGCUUGAUUCCAGGGAUCUACUCAUAUCAGGAGGUGUGGACACCAAGCUUGGUGUGUGUUCCAUGUCCAAGUUCCAUGAGGAACGUCCAAUGCUUAUAGCUUCAUUACCUCAUGCACAGAUUGUAAAGCUAGCGUCACAUGCAAAUAUCAUCAUGUGUCAGGAACAGUCCAUUCUGAAGCUGUGGAGACUUGGAGAAUCAGUUGAAGAUAUUACAAAAUUAGCCAAGUCCCCGUUGCAGCUUGUACAUAUAGCAGCCAAGAGUGACACUCACAUCCUAUGCAGUGCUAUUUCGCCGUGUGCUACAUGGGUUGCGUUCUCUGAUGUUCACCAUGUUAGCCUUUUUCGUUUGACAUUUAGUGAAGAUAAUAAGGCCAAGGUCAAAAGGGUUCUGCCUCUGCCAGGGAAUCUGUCCCCAGCUCAUCAACUCCAGUUUACUAGAGAUAGUUCAAGACUUGUGUGCGCCAACUGUGAAUCAAUACAGGUCCUUGAACUUGGUGAUGAGAUCUCAACCUGUGAUGUUUUCUCUUCCCCACUGCAAGGAUACUAUAGUGUGCGGCUGCAUAUUGUCUGUUCAAUUGUAGGAUACUAUAGUGUGUGGCUGCAUAUUGUCUGUUCUGUUGUAGGAUACUAUAGUGUGUGGCUGCAUAUUGUCUGUUCUGUUGUAGGAUACUAUAGUGUGUGGCUGCAUAUUGUCUGUUCAAUUGUAGGAUACUAUAGUGUGUGGCUGCAUAUUGUCUGUUCUGUUGUAGGAUACUAUAGUGUGUGGCUGCAUAUUGUCUGUUCUGUUGUAGGAUACUAUAGUGUGCGGCUGCAUAUUGUCUGUUCAAUUGUAGGAUACUAUAGUGUGUGGCUGCAUAUUGUCUGUUCUGUUGUAGGAUACUAUAGUGUGUGGCUGCAUAUUGUCUGUUCUGUUGUAGGAUACUGUAGUGUGCGGCUGCAUAUUGUCUGUUCUGUUGUAGGAUACUAUAGUGUGUGGCUGCAUAUUGUCUGUUCAAUUGUAGGAUACUAUAGUGUGUGGCUGCAUAUUGUCUGUUCUGUUGUAGGAUACUAUAGUGUGUGGCUGCAUAUUGUCUGUUCUGUUGUAGGAUACCAUAGUGGGCGGCUGCAUAUUGUCUGUUCAAUUGUAGGAUACUAUAGUGUGUGGCUGCAUAUUGUCUGUUCUGUUGUAGGAUACUAUAGUGUGCGGUUGCAUAUUGUCUGUUCUGUUGUAGGAUACUACAGUGUGUGGUUGCAUAUUGUCUGUUCUGUUGUAGGAUACUAUAGUGUGUGGCUGCAUAUUGUCUGUUCUGUUGUAGGAUACUAUAGUGUGUGGCUGCAUAUUGUCUGUUCUGUUGUAGGAUACUAUAGUGUGUGGCUGCAUAUUGUCUGUUCAAUUGUAGGAUACUAUAGUGUGUGGCUGCAUAUUGUCUGUUCUGUUGUAGGAUACUAUAGUGUGUGGCUGCAUAUUGUCUGUUCUGUUGUAGGAUACUAUAGUGUGUGGCUGCAUAUUGUCUGUUCUGUUGUAGGAUACUAUAGUGUGUGGCUGCAUAUUGUCUGUUCAGUUGUAGGAUACUAUAGUGUGUGGCUGCAUAUUGUCUGUUCUGUUGUAGGAUACUAUAGUGUGUGGCUGCAUAUUGUCUGUUCUGUUGUAGGAUACUAUAGUGUGUGGCUGCAUAUUGUCUGUUCAAUUGUAGGAUACUAUAGUGUGUGGCUACAUAUUGUCUGUUCUGUUGUAGGAUACUAUAGUGUGCGGCUGCAUAUUGUCUGUUCAAUUGUAGGAUACUAUAGUGUGUGGCUGCAUAUUGUCUGUUCUGUUGUAGGAUACUAUAGUGUGUGGCUGCAUAUUGUCUGUUCUGUUGUAGGAUACUAUAGUGUGUGGCUGCAUAUUGUCUGUUCUGUUGUAGGAUACUACAGUGUGUGGCUACAUAUUGUCUGUUCUGUUGUAGGAUACUAUAGUGUGCAGCUGCAUAUUGUCUGUUCUGUUGUAGGAUACUGUAGUGUGUGGCUGCAUAUUGUCUGUUCAAUUGUAGGAUACUAUAGUGUGUGGCUGCAUAUUGUCUGUUUUGUUGUAGGAUACUAUAGUGUGUGGCUGCAUAUUGUCUGUUCUGUUGUAGGAUACUAUAGUGUGUGGCUGCAUAUUGUCUGUUCUGUUGUAGGAUACUACAGUGUGUGGCUGCAUAUUGUCUGUUCUGUUGUAGGAUACUAUAGUGUGUGGCUGCAUAUUGUCUGUUCUGUUGUAGGAUACUAUAGUGUGUGGCUGCAUAUUGUCUGUUCUGUUGUAGGAUACUAUAGUGUGCGGCUGCAUAUUGUCUGUUCUGUUGUAGGAUACUAUAGUGUGUGGCUACAUAUUGUCUGUUCUGUUGUAGGAUACUAUAGUGUGUGGCUGCAUAUUGUCUGUUCUGUUGUAGGAUACUAUGUGUGUGGUUGCAUAUUGUCUGUUCUGUUGUAGGAUACUGUUGUGUGUGGCUGCAUAUUGUCUGUUCUGUUGUAGGAUACUAUAGUGUGUGGCUGCAUAUUGUCUGUUCUGUUGUAGGAUACUAUAGUGUGUGGCUGCAUAUUGUCUGUUCUGUUGUAGGAUACUAUAGUGUGUGGCUGCAUAUUGUCUGUUCUGUUGUAGGAUACUACAGUGUGUGGCUGCAUAUUGUCUGUUCUGUUGUAGGAUACUAUAGUGUGUGGCUGCAUAUUGUCUGUUCUGUUGUAGGAUACUAUAGUGUGUGGCUGCAUAUUGUCUGUUCUGUUGUAGGAUACUAUAGUGUGCGGCUGCAUAUUGUCUGUUCUGUUGUAGGAUACUAUAGUGUGUGGCUACAUAUUGUCUGUUCUGUUGUAGGAUACUAUAGUGUGUGGCUGCAUAUUGUCUGUUCUGUUGUAGGAUACUAUGUGUGUGGUUGCAUAUUGUCUGUUCUGUUGUAGGAUACUGUUGUGUGUGGCUGCAUAUUGUCUGUUCUGUUGUAGGAUACUAUAGUGUGUGGCUGCAUAUUGUCUGUUCUGUUGUAGGAUACUACAGUGUGUGGCUGCAUAUUGUCUGUUCUGUUGUAGGAUACUAUAGUGUGCGGCUGCAUAUUGUCUGUUCUGUUGUAGGAUACUAUAGUGUGUGGCUACAUAUUGUUUGUUCUGUUGUAGGAU